GCUCAGAAAUUUCAUCAUCCCCCGAACAGCAUUUGAUUGGCUGUGGUGGUGUACUAUUUUUCUUCCGGUUGCACCAUUCUAGACAAUCUUGCGAUAAUAACAAAAUAGUAAAUAAAAUAAAACCCAAACAGUAGCAUGAAAAUCAAUAUUAUACUACCUUCUCAUCGGGUGAGCGAAUGCUUUAGUUUGAAAAUGGGGCAUGAUACAAAUUUAUUGCCGAGACAUUUUUGCCGAUUGAUGAAAACAAUCGAUAGCUUCAGUAAUCACCAGGCGAAGAUCACGAACUACGAGGAUAACAUGGAGGAGUUUGAGCUACAAAUUACCCCGACCGAUGGGGCUUAUAGAGGAGGUCAAUUCAAAUUUUCAGUUAAGACGGAAGACUACCCUAACACUCCACCGGUACCGAGAUGCGUCAACAAUAUAUACCACCCGAAUAUGGACUUAGAUGACGGCUCUGUGUGCUUGAGUUUGCUUGACGAUUGGAACGAAAGCAACGAUUUGGAAGACUUGGUACAAGGACUGCUGUUUUUGUUUUAUAAUCCAAAUCUUGAAGAUCCGCUUAGUCCGUUGUUUGACUUGACUGAUGAUUACGAAUAUGGAAGUUUCGAGGAAAACGUUCGAGCUUCUCUGGAAGGAAAAACUGUCGAAGGGAUUACCUUUCCAAGAGCUCUUUCGGGAGACGGGAAGGACAUUGAGGGAGAUUCAAAAACCCCCAAGGACAUCACAACCAAUGACAAUGUAAACAAAUGUAAAACAGAGAGUGACUUUGAAGUAGUGAACAUUUACAUGCCAGAUAUGAGUGUUACAUGGGUCAGAGUAAGACCGGCUUGGAUAAUAUAGGGUAAUGGAGUUGAAAAAAAGUUAUUGCAAUACGCACGCAUAAUAGUUAUAUAGAUUACCUAGUCACUAGAUAUUUUAUCUGUGCACAUAUUUGCUUUACAAAAAAAUGUAUAUAUACAUAUUUUUUAUCAAUUCAAUAUUUUGAUAUGAAAAUUACAAAUUGUAAAUGUAAAUGAUUUUAUAAAUAGAUAGGGGUUUAGGAGGACCAAGAUUUCAAAGGAGCACCACUGGGAUUGUCUUAUAAUGAAUUUCAAUAUACCAAUCUACUAAGGAAAGUAUUUAAGACUUGGUAUAUUACCUCUUGACCCCUAUUCUCACAGUCUUUGUUAUACAAAUGGUGAUGGGGCAGGUUUUAAUAUCCAAAUAAGCUAUUGUAAAAUAUUUAAAGUGCAAGAUUUGCGCAGUGAAUCGUCUUUUUAAAAAGGUUUGAAAAUGUUUGUAAAACAUUAUCUGGAUGUUUAUUGUUAGUACUGUGGUGAAGAUUUAUGUUAAAUAUGGACAUAGACCAAAGUUGAUAAAAUUAGAAAAUACAUACCAUUUGAAUCUUAUGAUAAAAUGAUUAAAAAAUUUGCAUAAAUACGA
Nematostella vectensis (starlet sea anemone) is the source of this 1422-nucleotide messenger RNA. Its product is annotated as NEDD8-conjugating enzyme ubc12. The transcript has a single exon. Bases 136 to 840 code for a protein of 234 amino acids. Lineage: Eukaryota; Metazoa; Cnidaria; Anthozoa; Actiniaria; Edwardsiidae. The record is from RefSeq and is a predicted model, not a curated record.